AUGAACUCCCUGUCCAGCGCCCUGGGCCGGGCCCCGGAGCACCCCCGGCCCCUGUGCGUCCCGGGGUCCGUCGGCGCGGACGACCUCCCCAGGGGCUGCCACCCGAGGUUCAGCCCCGUGUCCCGCUGCCUCAGCCCGGGCUCCCUGCUGGGCCACCCGAGCCACCACAGAUCCCCCAAGUCCCAGCGGGACCUGAGCCCCGAGGAGCAGCAGGAGCUCCGCCGGAAGAUCAACAGCCGGGAACGCCGGCGGAUGCAGGACCUCAACGUGGCCAUGGAUGCCCUGCGGGAGGUGAUGGUGCCCUACGCCUCCUCCUCGCCCCCCUCCCCCGCCUCCCCCCCCUCCCACUCCCACCAGCCGGGGGCCCCGCCCGGACGCCGGCUCUCCAAGAUCUCCACGCUGGUGCUGGCCAGGAACUACAUCCUCCUGCUGGGCUCCUCGCUGCAGGAGAUGCGGCGGCUGCUUGGGGAGGUGAGCGUCGGGGGCGUCAACGCGGGCCCCGUGCCCAGACUGCUGCUGGCGGGGGGGUGGCCCCUGAUCUCGGGCCCCAGUCACUUGCUCCUGUCGCCGGAGUCGCUGCUCACCACGGCGGCUUCCUCGUCCUCCACCCCGUCCCACCCCGCCGCCAAGUGCACCAUCCUGUCGACGGGGGGCCCCGUGGAGCCCCCGCUGGCGCCGGUGCAGUGGGGCUCCGUAGGGGCCCCCGGGGAGGGGAGUCUGUGCCCCUGCAGCGUGUGCAGACUGCCCCGGUUCGGUCACCCUGGCUCCGUGCCCAGGUUUCCAAAGUGA
Messenger RNA from Gadus chalcogrammus (walleye pollock), 789 nucleotides. RefSeq names its product oligodendrocyte transcription factor 1 (gene olig1). Lineage: Eukaryota; Metazoa; Chordata; Actinopteri; Gadiformes; Gadidae. The transcript has a single exon. The record is from RefSeq and is a predicted model, not a curated record. Gene Ontology annotation, molecular function: protein dimerization activity. The coding region runs from base 1 to 789 and encodes 262 amino acids.